AUGGCGUCCAAAGCCCUGGUAGCUCGGACGGGGGCCACUCUGAUCAGCCGCCUCUUCACCGGUGGUCUACAUCUGACGAGGCUUAGCGGAGGAGAUGUAGUUCCCCAGAUCUCGCCCAGCCAUUCAGCACCGCCCUUCCCCCCUAGGCUCCAGGCCGCCGCGCCGCCUGUUGGUGAUGAGCCAGCCACCGUGAAACAGGUGGGUUCUGCUGAGGGGAUCUGCUUCCCUUGUGGUCUUCCGUCGCUGCGAUUCUUCUUGGAGGAUGGUGAGAUGCUUCUGCUCUGGAUUACUCCCUCGUAUAAGCCGUCUUUUAUGGUGAAAUAUAUGCCGUGAAGAUUGGUUUGGGCUCUCCAAACUUUCUCCGCGUUCGUUAUAAUCGCCCGAGUGGCAUUGGCAUUAGCCUCCUCCUUUGGAACUCGAGCACACAAUUUUUCUAGCAUCGGUUUUUGCAAUCCAGUGCAAAACCAUGCCGGCCUUUUUCACCUUUUACAGUAUAAUGCGAUCUCUGUAUGUACACCAAGCUAAGUUUCCUGUUUUCUUUUGUUGACAAUAUAUGCAUUUCCAUGAAAGUUUGUCUCAUAUCUCUGGAUUCCAUGAAAGUUACUCGGGCUAGUUUAGUGAACAUGCAUGGUUUCUCAAGGCUGCACCAUCCAGAGGAAGUCACAGGAGAGGGUUUUUUCGCCCUUUUGGGAAGAGCUCACGGCGUUGUUAGAAGUCUCAGUAGAACUGCUUCAAGAGAAGUCCAUGCCCAAACGUGACCCAUAAAUCUGACGAGCUUGAAGGCCAUGGUUGGGCAUGAUGAAUCUUUGAUGCCCUUCUCACGAAACCAUUCAGCAUUUAUAUUCCUUUAAUGAACAAAUAUUUUGAUGACAGCAUGUAUACUGUGGAAUCCUGAGGUCGUUUAAUGGUGUUGAAAUGAGGAGAACCCCUGCUUCAUAAUCCUUUUCAACAGGCAAACUCGUUGUCCAUUGUCGAAUAUAGAGGGCCUUUUGACUGCGGCCACUAACUAGUUAGGGAGACGUCAAUUCCCCUUCUUAACUGAGCUUGUAGUCCCAUGAUGAACAUCAAGUUUGCCACACUUUUUCUAAGGCAACAGAUUUGGCGGGGGAAAAUUGCAAGUUGGUUUAAUUCCGCUAUCUCUCCAGUCGUUUGUGUUGGGUUGGCUAAUCAAGUAAACCAAAUUGGAUGCAGUGGGAAGAUUUGUCUCUAAGCGUAUACUGUUUGGCUAUCAUUAAGCCCGCUUAAGCUUGCAUCAUUAUCGAUGUUUGGUUGAGAAAAUGGCCGACCGGUCAGGUUUCGGUCCAGCGUCUUGCUGUGAAUUAUGAUCCAAAUUUGAGCCUCCCCAACCUCCAUUGCAACCCACCUCACCUUUUUCUCAUGGUUUGAUAUUCUCUCUUGUAUUUUCCUAAUCAGUGUCCUAUGGAUGUUAUGGAUCUCCUCUUUUUCCAUUGUGCAGAGAGUCUACUGGGGCGGGUCCUAAUACUUCUGUGACCGCUCUACAUGUUUUUCGAUGAUCUAGAUCUUCGAUGCAUAAUACUUGGAGUAGGAAGAGACAAUCUUGGGUCAGGAGCAUAAGAGUAUUCGAUAUGAAUAAUCACAAACCAGAUGGUGUCUUGUUCUAGGCCUCUGCAGUUUUCAUCUUUACAUUAUCUUGCUUCAAAAAGAGUAUCAUUUUUUUCUAACUCAACAUAUUUUUUACGCAAACUGGAAAAUACUUGUGAUUCAUGAUUGCUACGAUUCCUGCUCUGUGAGUUUGGAUCCUCAUGUGAAUCAGCAGUGGGUAUGAUCUUAAUGGGGAAAGGGUGUCUACAUCUCUGAGGAUAUGUAAGCCCUAUUUUUUUUAUAAAAAAAAGCCAAGAUGAACUAUUUUAUAGAAUUCAAGAGGCGAAUCUCUGACAGAGAUGGAUGAAAUUCGCGGCAGAAUGAGAUGGCUUGAAGAUUGUCGAUAUGAUUAUUAGCUGUCUCGCUAAACAUAUUCAAAUCGAAAGAAGCAUAAGUUGCCAGACAUACGAUCUGUUCUUCACGUUUUUAUUGUUGCUUCUCAGUUUUAUCUCCUAUCGUCUAUUACAGGAGAGGAGACUUCCUCAGAUGAUCCAUUGCUUCUACUUCCUAAACGGACUUACCAGCCGAGCCACGUGAAGCGCAAACGGACCCAUGGGUUCUUCGCUCGGUCUCUCUCUCACUCUCUCUCUCUCUCUCUGUGCUAAAUAAUAGUGUACUAAUUCGCCAUCUUAAGGAUAAAGGCCUGAGUUUUCAUUUGCCUUUCUUUUGCCGGCAGUAAGGAGACCAAGGGUGGAAGGAAGGUCAUCGCCCGGAGGGUGGCCAAGGGCCGUCAGAGAAUCACAGUCUGA
This is a messenger RNA of Spirodela intermedia, 2351 nucleotides long. The record is from the annotation of a GenBank genome assembly. Lineage: Eukaryota; Viridiplantae; Streptophyta; Magnoliopsida; Alismatales; Araceae.